AUGGUUCUGGAACAGCUGACUGGUCAGACGCCGGUUUUCUCGAAAGCACGUUACACGGUACGAUCGUUCGGUAUUCGUCGUAAUGAGAAGAUUGCUGUGCACUGUACAGUGAGAGGCGCAAAAGCUGAAGAAAUCAUCGACCGUGGCUUAAAGGUGAAAGAAUACGAGCUGUACCGAGAGAAUUUCUCUGAUACCGGAAAUUUUGGCUUCGGAAUCCAGGAGCAUAUUGAUCUGGGAAUAAAGUAUGAUCCAUCAAUUGGUAUCUAUGGUAUGGAUUUUUAUGUUGUUCUUGGACGUGCCGGACAUCGUGUGGCGAAACGUAGACGUGCUCGUGGACGCGUUGGACAUACACAUCGCGUUGGAAAGGAGGAAGCCGUCAAGUGGUUCCAGCAAAAAUAUGAUGGAAUUAUUUUGCCUCCAAAAGCAAAAGAAAUUCGCCGUGGACGGAGACGCUAA
Molecule: messenger RNA, 456 nt
Organism: Gongylonema pulchrum
Lineage: Eukaryota; Metazoa; Nematoda; Chromadorea; Rhabditida; Gongylonematidae
Source: the annotation of a GenBank genome assembly